UUACAGGUUAAGUUUAGCACUCAUAAGCAUUGAAGGCUGAGAUGAUCAUAAUUUUUGCAAGAAACAUUUUUUUCAAAAUUCCUAUUUUACUGUUGUGUGAUGUAUUAUUUUUACAAUUCCAACAUUUUACAGUAGCAAUGAAUUUGAUGCACAACAAUGGAGGAAGAAUUCAAGAUUUUGGUUUGAAGAAUGUGCAUGGAGGAUGGUCUGUUUGGUCUUCAUUUGGUGCGUGCGAAGGAUCGUGUGGUGGAAUAGGAAAGCGUACUCGCAGAAGGCAAUGCAAUAAUCCUCCUCCUUCCAAUGGUGGUCUUGAUUGUAUUGGCCAGGAUACUGAAUUCAUAGAAUGUGAAUUACCAGGUUGCACAAUGUCUCAGUUCAAAGAGCUUGUUCAUAAUGACCCCAUUAAAUUGGAGCAGUAUACUUAUUUGGAUGCAAUCCAUUGCAAAUAUCCAUCAUUGGUUGAGCGCUGCAUUAAAGCUACCUGUCAUUUUGAAACCAUCCUGUCUGUCCUGGUCGAUGAGGCUAAUUCCUAUUGGAACGCGUUGCACUGUAUUAAACAUGGCUUUGGUUGCCCUGUUUUUGGAGGAUGGAGUAAAUGGAGUGACUGGUCAGAAUGCUCAGCUCAAAUUGGUGAGGGAGUUCAGUUUUCCCUACGAAAUUGCUCCGAUCCAGUUCCAUCAUCAGACUUUUAUAACUGUGUUGGUGAUCCAAUCAGAUAUCGAUCAUGCAUGUUAUUUUCUUGUGUUCCAACUGGAGAGUGGUCAUCAUGGUCUCCUUGGUCCGACUGUUCAAGCUCUUGUGGAUAUGGUGUCAGGCAGAGGGUGCGUUUGUGUCAAAAUGGUGACUUGGCCAUGGUUACGGAUGGCUCUGUGAAUUUUGAGUCUCUGGUCAACACUUUGUACAAUGCUGCGCAAAAUAUCACCUUAACAAUCCAGACCAGUCUUGCGCCAAUCUGCAGUGGUCCGUUUCAAGAGUUCCAGAUCUGUAAAGCUGGUGAUUGUCCAGUUGAAGGGCGUUGGGCUGACUGGGGAUUCUGGAGUGUUUGCUCCACUGAGUGCGGUGUUGGAACGCAAUUUAGAAGUCGAACUUGCAGCGAACCACCACCGAAGUAUGGUGGAGCAUAUUGUAGUGGCAGAGCAACAGAAGUUCGCAAAUGUUUCCUUCGACCGUGUCCAGUUUCACUUACAGAAAAGGCUGUUUUUUACGGGAACACUUCUAUAUGCUACGCAGCUACUGGCAAUUAUACACGCUUAAUGAUCAUUUUCGUCUCGUUUAAUCCUUUCUCUUCAAAUGGAACUAUUUUGCAUAGAUAUGAGGAGAAAUGCCAUCGUAGCUGUUCAACAGUCAUUUUAUUUAUACAACAUAGGUACUUAAAUUUUGUUGCAACACAUGGAAGUUGCAAAGCUAUCGCAACGUGGCCAUAUCAAUUGGAGGUUGGAUCUUGGUCUGAAGUGUUAGCCACAGUCACUGCUACCGGAAUAACUCUGAAAAUCAAUGAUCUAGGUACCAUUUCCUCCAGCUUUUCAUGUAAAGUAUCACGUUUGAAUCAUAGUUUGUCCAUGAUCGUGGGUGAAAAUUUCAAAGGUCUAAUGAAAAAGUUAUCUGUUAACUUCACGCCAGUCCAUUUGAAAUAUAAUGGCCCAGAGGUGUACCUGCCUGGACUCUCGCCUUUCAAUUAUUCAAAUUUAUCAUUUGAUACUGUGGACGAAGAAGUUUUCAGUCUACCACUAUCAUAUGUAAUUCAUGCUUCAUGUCCACCAAAUCCCAAUAAGUGGAAGAUAAUUUUUGCAGUGAAGCCGAUGAAACCAAGUGGUCUCCUGUUUUUAAUGUCAGGAGAGGACUUUCAGAGCUUUAUUGCUGUGACAAUUGAUAUGCGAAAUAUUGUAUUUUGUCUGAGAUAUGAGUCAUUCUAUGAGGAGAGGAAAGUCCCUUUCAGUGAUUUUAGCAACGGUUGGUUGUACAUGAAGUUGGACAAAAGUGAGGAGAAAGGCUUGAGAUUUUCAGUAAAUGGUGGCAAAAAACAAAUGAUAAAUCCUUUUGUUCAGAAUUAUUCAUUAGCAAGGAUAUCUAACUCGUUCAAAUGUCAUGGUGAUGUGUUUUUCGGCAGCAUUCCAAAAACAUUGAAGGAUCAACUAGAAAAUGUUGAAAAUCGUAUACCUUUUGAAUCAGCAGAUGGAUGGCUGACGUUUUUGAAAAUCAACAAUGAAAGUAUAGACCUCUCAACUUUACUCUUAAUUAAUCCAGCUCGUGCUUCAUUUUACAGUAGCACUUUAGCAUUUUCUGGGUCAUACAAAUAUGUUCCAGUCCUGCCUUCUGAAAUAGUGAAGUUAGCAUGUGUCUACAGUUCUGAGAUUGAAACAUCUUUGUUCAGUGUUCUGUGGCUUCAAGCAGAAUUUAUUAUUAAUCCAGAUCAGCACCACAGCGGUGUCUCUUACAGCAUUACUGACAAUGGGAGUGUAUCAGAGCUGAGAAUUGUAAAUAAUGGAAAUGAAAGCCGUAUAGAUGGGUUUUAUUCCUGUUGGGUGCAACCAGCAGAUGCAGCUAGUCAGGGAAAAUUAUUAAUUUCCUAUGGUUUGGAUGUCAUUGAACCAGAAUCAGCUAGCGAAUCAGUAUUUCAUGCAAUCAACAGUCGAAUAAAUACUGGAACAGAAAAUCAAUGUUACUUUCUGGUACUAUUACUUCUAUUUCCAUUCCUGAUCAUACUCUGCUGCUGCAAGGAAUGCAAGGUGGAGAGAAAAUAUAUCCAUGCAACAACUGGAAGAAAAAAUCAGGAGAGAGAUAAGUACUCACGAUCCAAAGUACAGUAUUUAAAACUGCCAAAUCCAGAUCAAAAUGAAAAAUUCCUAACAGGAGACGGACAAAGUUCUGGUUCUGAAUCUGAAGGUUCAAGGUUUGAUAAAGGAGAGUGCUCAAAAGAUAACAAAGGUGUCUUGGUUGACAAAGAUGGGAAACCUCGUAAAGACAUCAACGAGAGCCAUAAGAGGAGGUUAACCAGUGGAACUCAGGGCACCCUUGAUUCCAUCCAGAAUCCUCCGACUCUAGAUCUUCAAGGCCAGGAUAAAACAGGGAAUGGCCAUAGUUCCUUUCAAGCAAAUCUACCUGAGAGGAUAUUGACUUCAAAAAUAGCAUCCGAUUCACAAUGGCAGACUCAUUUGGGUUACUCAGGAUAUAGCACCUCUGAGGAAUUAUUACUUGGAACAGUUGAGUAUCCAGAAGUUGAUACUUCAGUUCAGAAAUUGAAGAAUCCCAGCAGAAAAAAUCUUGAAAAACCGGCAUUAAGGAAAGCACCUGUUCGUACAACUUCCGCUUCCCUCAAAAUUAAUGUUAAUACUGCUGGAUAUGAAACUACAGCAGGCCUUGAUGCAAAUUUUUGCGAUGACCCAGUCCUUUUCAGAACAAAAUGGUCUAAGAAGACCACCUUUGAUGAAGUCCAACAUCGCCAAGAGACAGCUAACUUGCAGUGGCAGUCACAUACUUGUCGUUCAGGGAACAGCUCAACUACUGAGACUGUAAUCAACACUAUCAACUUAGACAGAUCAACGGAAGGACAAAAAGACUCCCAAAGAAAGCACUUCAAAAAUGUGAUCAGUAAAGGAAAAGAAAUUACUCAUACAUUUCCAACUUUUAACGAAGCAAAAUCAGAAGAAAUGAAGAAUGAAACAGGGGAGGGUGAUGAAAUAGAUAUUUUUACUUUACUUCCAACAAGGCGAUAGGCACCUCCAAGCACUUAUAUUUUAGAGUAGUUUUUAAGCUACUUUUUCAAAAAUCCACUUUUUUUUAUUCAACCUGAGUUUGUUCUGUAGUGUAGUAUAUAUAUUUAUUUAUCUCUUAAAAGGGACGAAAUUGGUAUUGCCAAACUGGCAUUGUGCACUCAUGGUGAGAGGAUUACAGAGACAGAUAAGUCAUAGUCUAUCUUUGAGAAGUUAUCUUGAGAAGUGUAAAAAAAUAAAAACUUUCGGAUCAUAUUUAGUUGUAAACUUGUGAAAAUGAAAGGGAGAGUCUGCUCACCAUUAGAGAGAGGAGGCUUUUUAAAACUGAGCCUCGUUCUCAGUUCAAUUCUUUUUCUUCUUACUUUCAGCUUGUUUCCUGCUGAAUAUUUUAUUAGCACAAUCAUAAAAUAUCACUGUGUAUUCUAUGUUUAAAUAGAAAAUAGAACAGCUCUGUAUUUUUGUUUUCCUGCUAAGGACUUAUCAAUAGCUGUGGAAAUGUAUAUCAUUGUCUUUAAUUUCACCAUCGAUCAUAGUUUGAGGUCAUCUUAGCCCUAUAAUUUGUGUUUUGUACUGAAGAUGAUUAAAAGUGGGCGGAAUAUUGUUUGGGUAUUGAUCGGUGAACAUCGUUUAGGUGCUGAAACAGGCCGAUGCUUUGAUUCUAUUAGCAUAACCUAAGUCCUCAUUGAGUUAAUAAAGCCACAAUUAGAGGUGC
Messenger RNA from Bemisia tabaci, 4422 nucleotides. NCBI's taxonomy places the organism in Eukaryota, Metazoa, Arthropoda, Insecta, Hemiptera, Aleyrodidae. The record is from RefSeq and is a predicted model, not a curated record.